Messenger RNA from Octopus sinensis (East Asian common octopus), 831 nucleotides. RefSeq names its product three prime repair exonuclease 2-like. The record is from RefSeq and is a predicted model, not a curated record. Gene Ontology annotation, biological process: DNA catabolic process. Bases 1 to 831 code for a protein of 276 amino acids. NCBI's taxonomy places the organism in Eukaryota, Metazoa, Mollusca, Cephalopoda, Octopoda, Octopodidae. Gene Ontology annotation, molecular function: 3'-5'-DNA exonuclease activity; nucleic acid binding. The transcript has a single exon. Gene Ontology annotation, cellular component: cytoplasm.
AUGGAUAUUGAAUCGAUUGGUCUUAAUGACUUUACUGGGAAGAAUAGAAUUACGGAAAUAUCAUUUGUUGCUCUCAGUUGUGAUUCAUUCCUUCAUGAUUGGGAGAAGAGGACAAUUCCUCGUGUUCUUAACACAAUGACCCUUUGCUUUAACCCUGGCCGUGUCAUUCCUGCCAAUGUAAGCGAAUUAACUGGACUUUACAACGACGAGUUAGAACCAAUUCGUACUUUUGGAAAACUUUCUGUGGACCUUAUCUGUGAUUUUCUGAACCAUAUUGGAGGACAGUCCGUUCUGAUCGCACACAAUGGGCAGAGAUUCGACUUUCCUCUUCUAAUGGCUAAGAUCUCAGAGAUUAAUCCUUCCGCGUUUUCCUCUGAUUUGCUCUCAGCGGAUACAGUCGACAUAUUUCGUGCUCUAUUUCGGGAAAAAGGAAUUCUUGACACGAAUGACUUAUUGAGGAAGGAUUCUCCAGGCGAUUCUUUCUCCACUCCCAAAAAGAGAGCGCUGCCUCCGCAUAUUCCUACCGUAAAACCAUCUGCCCGUCCAGGACUUUUGACCGCUGGGGUAAUCAGCGGCAGUCGGAGGAAAUUGGAUUUUACUUUGGACAGUUCUUAUCAUCCAACAAAGCAAAGUUAUAUGAGAGAACCGUCUUUUUCUCUUGUGGAAAUACAUAGAAGAUUUUUUGGUGAUAUCCCAAAGGAGUCUCACCGUUCGAUGGACGACUGCUUGACCCUAAUUCGGUGUGCCCGUUGUGUGGCCCCUCAUUUCCUAACCUACCUUCACAACUUUACUCUACCCAUCAAUACUUUUAUUCCCUCAAUAUUUAAAUAG